UCUUUAAGAGCUCUGAGAACCCAAACUUGUGGCCGCCCCGCAGCUGAGCCGAAGUGGAGCUGGGAGCUGCCCAGACGACCUGAGGCUGCCAGCUGACCACCUUCCUCCCUACAGAUCGCUGGAGCCAAGCUCAGCGGGGGAGAAGCCACGCUCGCGGGUGGGUGCCGGGGCUAAGGGCGGAAGCCGGGUUCCCACAGAGGCCUCCGCGCCCAGGCGGCUGCAGCGGCGGCGCCGGGGGACCGGAGGCCUGACACCGGGAUGCGCCCCCCACUCUGGACAACCGGCCGCAGAAGUAAAGGGCCAGCAUCCCGCCACAGCUAUGCUUCCCGCGGGACAAUCUCGGGAGAAGGUCCUGGAAGAGGCUCGCAGGCCGGUUUUCCGAGGGAAACGGCGAGGUGGGGAGGGAGCGCCCAUGACCCUCCCCGCCCUCCCCUCUCCCGCUCACCCGGCCGCACAGGCGACAGGACUGUUCCGAAGAAACGUACUCGGGGUUGUAGUGUCGCCCUCCGCCACACGGGGCUGGAUCACCUGCUGGCUCGGCGGCAUCGGUCCGGGCUCCUCUCUUGGUGGAGGCAGGCGGAGGCGCGCCUGCGGCGUCCUCUUUCAUUGGCCGCGGCGAGGGCGCUGCCAUGUUGGAGGAAGCGGUGCCUUCUGUGAGGUGGAAACGCCGUGGCUUCACCCAUAGCGUUGGGGAGCGCAGCCUCCUACCUUUCCUUCUCGCUGGAGUGUUGGUGCUGAGAGGCGGCGGCCGGCGGGAUGGAGAGAAGUAGGAUGAACCUGCCCAAGGGGCCGGACACGCUCUGCUUCGACAAGGACGAGUUCAUGAAGGAAGAUUUUGACGUCGAUCACAUUGUGUCUGACUAUAGGAAGCAUGUCCAGCUGGAGGAACUAAGAGGAGAUCUGGAACUCUACUAUAAACUUCUUAAAAUAGCCAUGGUGGAGCUCAUCAACAAGGAUUAUGCAGAUUUUGUCAACCUUUCCACAAACUUGGUAAACCUGAAAUUCACAAGUCCUACACACACACACACACACACUUUCUCUCUCCUUCAUAUUUAUUAAAAGGGCAGAGUUUUUAGAAACCUUUCAGUUGAUUACCCCACCAACCCCACCAGAAACUUGAAGAAAUUACCAAUUUCAUUAAUAAAAGAACUAAACUUUUUGGAAUACA
Mustela lutreola (European mink) is the source of this 1168-nucleotide messenger RNA. RefSeq names its product conserved oligomeric Golgi complex subunit 2-like. The record is from RefSeq and is a predicted model, not a curated record. The transcript has 2 exons. The coding region runs from base 757 to 1059 and encodes 100 amino acids. Lineage: Eukaryota; Metazoa; Chordata; Mammalia; Carnivora; Mustelidae. Gene Ontology annotation, biological process: Golgi organization; protein transport; intra-Golgi vesicle-mediated transport. Gene Ontology annotation, cellular component: COG complex; membrane.